UCGGCGGCGGCUCCCGGCGCGCCGGUGGACGCUGGAAGCCAAGAUGGCGGCGGAGCUGGUGGAAGCGAAAAACAUGGUGAUGAGUUUCAGAGUCUCAGAUCUUCAGAUGUUACUGGGUUUUGUUGGCCGGAGUAAGAGUGGACUUAAACACGAGCUGGUCACUAGAGCGUUGCAGCUGGUCCAGUUUGAUUGUAGCCCUGAAGUUUUCAAGAAAAUUAAAGAGCUCUAUGAGACUCGCUAUGCCAAGAAGAGCUCUGAACCGGGGCAGCCACAGCAGCACCGACCUCCAGAGGCGCUCUCCAUACAUUCUUCCUAUGACCGUGGGAGCACUGUUGCUAGGACUUCUCUUUCCACGCCUAACAUUGACUAUCCUGCACUCUAUGGGAAAUACCUUAACGGACUGGGGAGGUUACCACCCAAAGUUGUAAAGCCUGAAGUUCGGCUGGUGAAACUUCCCUUCUAUACCACCUUGGAUGAACUGCUGAAGCCAACAGAGCUAGUCCCACAGAAUAACGAGAAGCUUCAGGAGAGUCCGUGCAUUUUUGCACUGACGCCAAGACAAGUGGAGCUGAUCAGAAAUUCCAGGGAGUUGCAAGCCGGUGUGAAAUCUGUUCAGGUUGUGCUAAGAAUCUGCUACACGGACACUAGUUCCCCGCAGGAGGAUCAGUACCCUCCAAACAUCGCAGUAAAAGUGAAUCAUAGUUACUGCUCAGUGCCGGGCUACUACCCAUCUAACAAGCCUGGAGUGGAGCCUAAAAGGCCCUGUCGUCCCAUUAACCUCACACAUCUCAUGUACCUGUCAGCAGCGACCAAUCGAAUCACAGUUACGUGGGGGAAUUAUGGAAAGAGUUAUUCAGUGGGCCUAUAUUUAGUGCGGCAAAUGACCUCAGCGGAAUUGCUGCAGAGGUUGAAAACCAUUGGAAUUAAACAUCCAGAGCUCUGCAAGGCACUCGUAAAGGAGAAAUUACGUUUGGAUCCAGACAGUGAAAUUGCUACUACAGGUGUUCGAGUCUCGCUCAUCUGCCCGCUGGUGAAGAUGCGUCUGUCUGUCCCAUGCCGGGCUGAGACAUGUGCACACUUACAGUGCUUCGAUGCAGUCUUCUACCUCCAGAUGAAUGAGAAGAAGCCCACUUGGAUGUGUCCUGUGUGUGACAAACCAGCACCCUAUGACCAGCUAAUAAUUGAUGGGCUGCUAUCAAAAAUAUUGACAGCAUGCGAGGAUGCAGACGAAAUUGAAUACCUGGUAGAUGGAUCCUGGUGUCCAAUCAAAGCUGAGAAAGAGAGAAGCUGCAGCCCUCAGUGUCCAAUAUUGGUACUAGGUUCUUCCGAUAUCAAUGGGCUGUUGCCCACUCCCAAUGGUAAUGGAGAGAACGGCAAGGUCACCGCCGACGUUGUGGAUUUAACACUGGACAGUUCAUCAUCCGAGGAAGAGGAGGAGGAAGAUGACGAAGAAGACGACGACGAUGAUGAUGGACCCCAACCGAAACGACGCUGCUCUUAUGAGAAAGGUUUAGUUUCUGCCUGCUGACUGCGGAAGUAGCUCUGAAUCUCAGAAUGGACAGACUUGAAUACUCUGGUGCUUACUAAACUGGAGGGGAGGGGAAUUUCUCCUUCGCCUCACUUCCCUUCCUCCCUGGUCUCCUUUUGACGUUCCUAUUCCAAGUUAACCAUUAAAACGAAAAAUAAAACCAU
Gopherus evgoodei (Goodes thornscrub tortoise) is the source of this 1692-nucleotide messenger RNA. It is a transcript of the gene PIAS4, whose product is annotated as protein inhibitor of activated STAT 4. The record is from RefSeq and is a predicted model, not a curated record. Gene Ontology annotation, biological process: protein sumoylation; regulation of transcription by RNA polymerase II. The transcript is spliced from 11 exons. Bases 44 to 1528 code for a protein of 494 amino acids. Lineage: Eukaryota; Metazoa; Chordata; Testudines; Testudinidae. Gene Ontology annotation, molecular function: SUMO ligase activity; zinc ion binding; transcription coregulator activity.